GGUGGGGGCUUCCAGCAGCACCGCACCAUCAUUUCAAGUCCAAAUGUAGCUGCGACGCAUUAUUGCAGUAUAGGAGAACAGACGUACAGAAACUACUGCGCUACUCCAGAAGCCCCCCCGCCCCCCUCACACUGACACACACAUGCGCGCUCACACGUACUGAGCAGCAGCAGGAGAGGACAGUGCUGGACGGUGCUGGCUCUAACGGCGCUGGGACCCGGGCAAACACCGUCAGACGGGACACCUUCAGAUUACAGAGAGGACGUCUGGGCUGAACGCGGAGCAGCUGUGUUGUUUUUUUUUCCUUCUGAAAGAAACCGCGGAGAGGGGACCGGUCAGAGCUGUGGCCGGACACCGUGUGUGUACGUGUUUAAGUGAGGGGACAUUCUCGCCUUCCUGAUGCGCCACUGCUGCUGAACUGCCGCUCACAGCUCCACUGCAGCUGCUGCAGCCUCCGCGCAAAGACGUCUGUCCUGCCAACACGGGCUGCCCUGCCCUGCCCUGCUCCCAACUCUGAGGAGUCUUUUUUCCUCCCUCUUCUUCUCCUCCACUUUUAACUGUAUCUUCUUGACUUGAAACCCUUCCCCCUUUCCUCUGUCCCCGUCCUCUCUCUCUCUCUCUGACCCCCCUCAUCUUCACUGAGGCAGCCCAUCGGAAAUUGCUGCGCACACGAUGUCAGCUCCAGCUCCAGAUGCUGCGGCUCCUGCAGGGGCUCCUGGGGCCCCUGGCGCACCUGGAGGAGAGGGGGGCCCAGCUGGCGGCCCCCCUGCCCUACCCCCAAACACCAGCAGCAACCGCCGACUACAGCAGACUCAGGCACAAGUGGAAGAGGUUGUGGAUAUUAUGCGUGUGAAUGUGGAUAAAGUCUUGGAGAGGGACCAGAAACUGUCGGAGCUGGACGACAGGGCCGAUGCACUGCAGGCCGGAGCCUCACAAUUUGAGAGUUGUGCUGCCAAGCUGAAGAACAAGUACUGGUGGAAAAACUGCAAGAUGAUGAUCAUGAUGGGCAUUAUUGGAGUCAUCGUGGUUGGAAUAAUCUUCUUGUAUUUCUUCUCAUGAGCUGACCCAGCUUACAGGGAGGAGAAAAUCAAUUAAAGGAGGCGGAAGAAAAUGAAACAAAUAAGACCACUCAUAUAAAGUCCAUGCCUUUUCCUGUCCCCCUCUUCUCUCUUCACUCUCGAGCCAUCUGGUACUCCAGUGUGUCAGCAGAUCAGCAGAUUCAUAAGAAGCUAACCAUUCUGCCUAGAUGGCAAUGCUUUUCACCUGCUCUUUCACUAUGACUUUCUCUAACUUCCUCCUGCGGCAUUACACGCACACACACACACACGCACACACACACACACACACACACACACACACACACAUAUACACAUACACACACAUACACAAACCCCACAGAGGGGAAAGCAUACAUGGAAUAUGAGGACAGUGAGUGAGAGGGGAGGACAAAAAAAUGUGUGAGUGAGGCUGCAUAAAUAAUAAGUGACAUUAGAAAACUGAAAGCAGGGAGCCCUCAAUCCUUUGUGUUCCUGCAAUGCCAAAACAUGUUCAUGUAACCUUCCAAAGCCUUCAGGAAUCAGUCUGUAAACUGAUACCAGCAUGUCUAACAACACAUCAGAAUCUGCUCUUUCCUACUGUCAUAAUUCUAUGAACAUCAGCUUCUAUUUACUACUGUUUACUGUAAACAAGAUAAAUGAGAAGAACAUUAAUCUGCUUUUCUUGUCCAUGGGUAAUUGUGGUCCAUCAUUAUAGAAAGAAGCUUCUAUUCAUAUGUAGCUAAACAUCUUUUACUGCUAUCCCUGUUCACUUCUUGCGCUUCAGAAUAUAGAAAUGUCUUUUAAAAUAAACAAGAGGGUGAUAGUAAAAGACACUGGAAUGGAAAACAGAAAGAGAAGCACAGUGAUGUGAGAGAGAAAAAAAGGCAGGGGUGAUUUUUAACUAUUGGUUCAGAAAAUAGGGAAAAAAGAUAAACACAUUUUCAUGCAUAGACUUGCAAGUACAGUUACAUGCAUACAGCCACAUGCACACAGACAUACUCAUACAGAGGCUGCUGAUACUGUAAGUCACUUUAAGAGUGUAAGAUUGUACAAUUUCAUCUUUAAAAAUAAUAUAAAGUUGGAAGGUAGAAAAAGAUGUGGUGUGAAAACAUGUAUAGACAGGCCACACACACACACACACACACACACACACACACACACACACACACACACACUCAUACACACAGACUUAUUAGCUGUUAGGAAUUAAUUUGUGUCUAAUGACUUGCAUGGAAGACACACUGUUAGAGUCGUAUUCUGUAAUGUUUUCCUGAACUACUGCCUAAUGUACAGCUCUGACAGAGAACCUUCACAGCCUCCAUAAAAUCUCAUCAGUGUACAAAACAUGAAACCUGUGAACUUUCCAAAAUAAAUACCUGCUAAAUCACUAAUAAAGAUGUGAUAAGGAAAGGAAAAAGUAAUUCUUUGAAAUGCCAUGUAAUAUGCUAUUUUAAACUAGAUUUCUUCACAGAUUCAAACUUUAUUAUUUUUCUAUUCAGUACAGCUGUUGGAUAUUGCAAAGAUUUACCAUUUUUCAUUGCUUUAACUGAUUUUAAGAGAUUGUAUGACACAUUGCUAAAUGUAAAUGCCAUUUAUGAAUGAUGUAGCAGUGACAAACUGGUAAACAAAUCACUUUAGUGAAUCCACAACCAUUUAGUGAAUCCAGAGAAGAAUUCAGAAGCAUGCUUAUUUGCCCUAACACUUUUGCUGAUGCCAAUAAAGAAAUCUACAAACUAUA
Pygocentrus nattereri (red-bellied piranha) is the source of this 2775-nucleotide messenger RNA. RefSeq lists its product as uncharacterized. The coding region runs from base 673 to 1059 and encodes 128 amino acids. Gene Ontology annotation, biological process: SNARE complex assembly; vesicle fusion; vesicle-mediated transport. NCBI's taxonomy places the organism in Eukaryota, Metazoa, Chordata, Actinopteri, Characiformes, Serrasalmidae. Gene Ontology annotation, cellular component: plasma membrane; SNARE complex. The transcript has 5 exons. The record is from RefSeq and is a predicted model, not a curated record. Gene Ontology annotation, molecular function: syntaxin binding; SNAP receptor activity.